Molecule: messenger RNA, 2190 nt
Organism: Hymenoscyphus albidus
Lineage: Eukaryota; Fungi; Ascomycota; Leotiomycetes; Helotiales; Helotiaceae
Source: the annotation of a GenBank genome assembly
CUUUCAGGUGUGCAGGUGAACAGUGAACACCAACCUUAUCAACACAUCACGAACACCUCAAUUCCUUACCAUCGUCCUUCCCAAACAGUCCGAGGCCGCGAUGGUAUUGAAGCCAACACCACAAACACGAUAGAACCAGCACAACUUUCGGCGAAAUGACACGCGAGUAAAAUACAUACCUCCUAAAUCCCUAUCCCCAUCCCCAUCCCCAUCCCAGACUCAUCAUUCAUCCCCAUUCACGCUCCGACGUCUUCGCAUCCCACUCCUACAACCGUCCCAAAUAUGUCAGAACAAUCACUCAGGAGGGCGAGAAUAGUCUCGAGUAUAGCUGCCACAUGUAUAUCCCUUGCGUGUGGUACCAACGUAUGCGAAAACUCCCUAAACGACAUCGUUUCACCACUAACGGUAACCAGUAUGUCUAUUCAGCAUGGGCACCACAAUUCGCCGAGAAGUUGAAGCUCUCUUCUACGCAGAGUAAUCUGAUCGGACUUUCUGCAAAUCUGGGCAUGUACACGAUGGGGAUACCUAUAGGCAUGUUGGUUGACACGAAAGGACCUCGACUUGCGGUUAUGGUGGGCGCGAUAUUGCUGGCAGCCGGUUACUUUCCAUUACACCAAGCUUUCGACAGGGGGUUCGCUUCGAUGCCGUUACUGUGUAUGUUUUCAUAUAUGACGGGACUGGGCGGGUGUUUUGCCUUUGCUGCUUCAAUCAAAACAUCGGCUUUGAACUGGCCACGCCACCGGGGAACAGCAACGGGAUUUCCCCUGGCAGCUUUUGGACUGAGUGCUUUCUUCUUCUCAUCUUUUGCCCAAUUUGUCUUGCCGGGCAAUACGGGACAUUUCUUACUCCUCCUGGCCUGUGGGACAUUUGGCCUGGUAUUUAUUCCAUUCUUCUUUUUACGGGUUUACCCCCACCCUCACUAUACCGCCCUAGCCUCAUCAGCUUCCGGCAACCGCCUCCACAGAACAAAAUCGGAAGAUAGCAAGAAUAGGGCGGGAAGGGCCUUGUUGGAGGCAGAGCCAGGUAGGUCGCAAUUCGUAGUCGAGCAUAUUCCACACACCACACAAGCACAGGCCCUAAAUCAGAUCCAAGUAGACCAAGUAGAGGAACCUGCGGACGAGCCCCUGUCCGAAACAGACGAGACCUCCUCCUUGGUUUCCAGAAAUUCCUCAUCCAUCCCGGGUGAUCUCGUCGAGAGUAGAAGUGAAGAAGAAAUUAAUGUUAAGGAUCAUGCUCAUCGUGUAGAUAUCCGUGGUUUUCAGAUGCUUCAAUUGAUGGAGUUCUGGCAAAUGUUUAUAUUGAUGGGCAUCUUGACGGGUGUUGGUCUUAUGACUAUAAAGUAAGAGAGUCUUCUACUCCUCUGCUGCUGCCUACUGACUUCUUGAAGCAAUAUUGGAAAUGAUGUCCAGGCUUUGUGGAUACACUACGAUGAUUCCGCAACCGAGGAAUUUAUCGGGAAGCGCCAGGCGAUGCAUGUUUCCAUUCUAUCAGUUUGCAGUUUUACGGGACGUCUCCUUAGCGGUAUGAUUUUCCCAUAUUCCAAAACCAUACCCUUGCUAACUCUACUCUCACAGGUUUCGGCUCUGACUUCCUGGUAAAAAUUGUGAAAGCCUCCAGGCUCUGGUGUCUAACUGCUGCCUGUGUUGUCUUUCUCAUCGCCCAAAUCGCCGCCCUGACAAUUACCACACCCGUGAACCUCGUCUUCGUCUCCUCCCUUACGGGUCUGGCAUAUGGCUUUCUAUUUGGCUGUUUCCCCUCCAUCGUCGCCGAAGCCUUUGGCGUUAAUGGCAUGUCCCAGAAUUGGGGAACUAUGACUUUAAGUCCUGUCAUUAGUGGGAAUGUGUUCAACAUCUUCUAUGGUGAGGUGUUUGAUGCUCACAGUGUUAUUGGGAAGGACGGGGAGAGGGUGUGUAAUGAUGGUCUACAGUGCUAUCGGAAGGCAUACAUUGUUACGGUCAUUGCAUGUUUGAUCGGACUCGUUGUCAAUCUUUGGAGUAUUAGGUGGACGCAUCUCGCGAGGCUAGAGGAGGAUAGGAUGCAAGAGCUUGAGGGGAGGGAUGCGUAGUGGAUUUUUGGAUGCGGUGGUUAUAUCUUUUCUUUUUUGGUUUUGUGAUUUAGAAGCGAAUAUAGAUGGACUCAAUUUUCAUUUCUGACAUAGUUCUUAAAUAUGGGCGGAGUUGACUUGGGCAA